AUGGCAGCAGAUGGAGAGAGUGCAGUGAAAUUUCCUACAUCUGAGGACAGGUAUGACUGCAUCCAUGAGAGGGACUUUACUGCUGAUCAUCUGCUCCAAUCUGACAUGAAGCUCAACAGAGAAUUGCCACUGGACUAUAGCUCGGCCUACCCACAGAGCAACACUGACGGCUUCAUAGAGGACGACUAUAGACUCUAUCAAGCAGCUGAGCAGGAGGAUGAUGAUGCCUGCAGCUCCUUGUGUGUAAAUGACGAUGAGAUUAUCGAUACUGCAAAUGAGUACCGAGCAGAUGUAGCGGAUUAUCACAGCCACCAGUUGAUUUACCAUGACCAUGAGUCUGAUUUGCAGUAUCAGGGAUCCCAAAGUCACUUUUAUGAAUCCAACUUUCACCAACCACAAGUCACCUCAAUUCAAGAUUCAGUUGACUUUAAAGAUCUCGCAGCUCAGAGGAAAUCUUCCCUCAGCACUGUCAGACCUGGAGAGACCAGCUGGAGACUUCACAACCAGAGGACCAGAUCACCAGGCACUCAAAGUGAGUCCAACCACAGACGAGGCCCACUGAUCCAGGGGGAAAGACGGCAGGAAGUAGACUGUGAUUUGGACUGUUCUGGGGCAUGUGAAGCUGCAGACAGUAGCAUCUUUGACUACUGCCAGACUAGUGAGAUAGAAUCAGACACGGAGACUGUGCGGAAGUCAACUGACGAGGGCAAUGGCGAGUCCGCUCGCUGGACAGCCGAGGUGAAGGAAGUGCAGCAGGAUGAGUUUGGUGAGAAGGGGUUCGUCACGCCCAUAGAGCUGUUCUGAGCAUGCCCAGUGGAGCCAGAGGUGCUGAGGUUGGAGAAGCGGUGGAAAUGGGAGAGACCAGAGUAUCACGGGCGACAGUGGGAUAGACUCUCCUCGGUGAGUAACUCUUUUACCUACUUUUUCUCAUGUUACUCAAAAUAACAGCUAAUGCAUGCUAAGGACCGAUCAACAG
Molecule: messenger RNA, 976 nt
Organism: Acanthochromis polyacanthus (spiny chromis)
Lineage: Eukaryota; Metazoa; Chordata; Actinopteri; Pomacentridae
Biological process (GO): positive regulation of transcription by RNA polymerase II
Cellular component (GO): cytoplasm; nucleus
Molecular function (GO): DNA-binding transcription activator activity, RNA polymerase II-specific; RNA polymerase II transcription regulatory region sequence-specific DNA binding
Source: RefSeq, a predicted model, not a curated record